UGUUGUGAUUACAGUAAACGCUAUUGGCUAAAUUCGUGUCACGUGACCGCGCCUCGACAUUAGUUUCCACGACAGCUGAGUAGAUGCUAAAUGCUCCCUUUCCCCUGCUAAUAAGCUAUCGUUUUCAACUCCUCUGAGAACAGAUAUUGUAUAAUGGGAGACAAGAAGAGUCCCACAAGGCCGAAGCGGCAGUCCAAGCCUUUUGCAGACGAUGGGUUCUGGGACUGCAGCGUGUGUACGUUCAAGAACAGCGCUGAGGCGUUCAAGUGCAUGAUGUGUGAUGUCAGAAAGGGCACGUCCACUAGAAAACCACGACCUGUUUCUCAAUUAGUUGCACAACAAGUGAAUCAACAGUUUGCAUCACCAACGCAUCCCAAAAAGGAGAAGAAAGACAAAUCCGAGGACAAAAGUGAUAAAGAUCCCACAAUGAAAAAGAAGAGCUACAAAAAAACAAGACCUCGGUUAAAAAACGUGGACAGGAGCAGCGCCCAGCACCUUGAGGUCACGGUUGGAGACUUGACAGUCAUUAUCACAGACUUUAAGGAGAAACCCAAGCCCACGUCGACAUCGGCGAGCGCCGUCCCGGCGGACCAGCAGAGUCAAAGCGGCUCCAGUUCUGAUAACACUGAGCGAGGGAUCUCUAGGUGCUCCUCGCCGCGUGGGGAAGGCUCGUCUGUCAACGGAGAGGCUCACUGACCCUCAGAGGGCCAGCCGGCACAAGACAUUUUACUUUCAUUUCAACAGCCUCAACCAGGGAUUAAACUUUAAAAAAAGGACAUUUUUAAAUAAUAUUGCUAUAAAUAACAGCGUUCACUUCCAUUUUGGGUUGUAUUUUUCUACUGCUUUGCUGUUGAUGGUUAAUAAGUCAGUGUAUUGAACUACAAACGGAACAAAAGCAUUAAACUUUUCGGUGCUUAAUCUGAGCAAUAACAUCCUUUUCUGGAUAUUUUUGCUUCAUAGAAUAAAUGAUGGAUUAUGAAAGAGUCAAAAAAGAGGACAUUUCUGAAUACCUUUUUUUGUGGUCAUUUUUUGCACUUGAUGGCAUCUCUUGUUCACAUUAGCAAUUUGUAGCAUCAGUUCUAUUCUACCAGUAUAAUGCUAACUGGCCUUUCCAGCUCUCAUUUUGUGCCAUUGGAUGCAAUAACUGUUUUAACAUUUGAGAAAAUGUAUUAAACCAUUAUACUAAGUAUGCUUUGCUUUAAACCCGAUAAGAGUUGAGCAUGAUUUAUUUCCAUAGAAUGGUUUAUAUUGUGAAAUAAUGAAUAAAACUUGUAAAUAAAUGGGAGUUUUAAGUG
Messenger RNA from Oryzias melastigma (Indian medaka), 1295 nucleotides. Its product is annotated as YY1-associated factor 2. The transcript is spliced from 4 exons. Gene Ontology annotation, biological process: positive regulation of DNA-templated transcription. Lineage: Eukaryota; Metazoa; Chordata; Actinopteri; Beloniformes; Adrianichthyidae. The record is from RefSeq and is a predicted model, not a curated record. Gene Ontology annotation, molecular function: transcription coregulator activity; DNA binding. Gene Ontology annotation, cellular component: nucleus. The coding region runs from base 154 to 696 and encodes 180 amino acids.